This is a messenger RNA of Theobroma cacao (cacao), 3608 nucleotides long. The record is from RefSeq and is a predicted model, not a curated record. NCBI's taxonomy places the organism in Eukaryota, Viridiplantae, Streptophyta, Magnoliopsida, Malvales, Malvaceae.
AAUAAGUAGAGAUGUCCAUAAAUCAGACCAAACUAUGUGUACCAGAAGCAGAGUAGGAAAUUCAUCUCACAGAGGUCAGGUUAGCCCGCUUGUUGAGAGGAUGGCUCCGAUGCACCAGGUGGUGAGGUGGUUCGAGAAAGGGAUCAGAAGGCCCAAGACAUCCUUCAAGGUUCACCCUGCAAUGUUUGGAAAGCUGAUCCAUGAUGGUUCCACUGCAUUAUGCCCUUCGACUGAAUCAAUCACUUAGCAGUACUUUAAUUGCAAUAUGAUGGAGGUCAUUUGUAACUAUAAUAGGAGUCACAAAGAAAGAAGUAGUAUUAUUUUUCUUGUAAGAAGGUUAUCCUUUUUCUUCCACUAAAUUGGAAAGCAAUGUGUGCGUUGGCAGACAAAGUCUAAGUCAAUACGUACACAUAGAUGCAAAAGGGUUGCAUCUUCCUUACUGUUGACCACUCAAAAAUUCAUCAAAACAAUUAGUCUCUUCAAACCCACAAUUCAUUUCAUUCUUCUUUCUUCAUCUAUAAGAUAUUUUGAUCAUGGGAAAUUUGUGCUCAGUCUCAUGCUCAAUCAAGGACACUGUCUCUCGUUUCUGGGAUUGCGUUGCUGGACAAGUAAGUUACACAAUCAAGCUUGAAGAUAAUCUUAAAGCUCUGAGUGUGGAAGGGGCCAAACUGAAAGCUCGAAGGGAUGACGUGAACCGGAGGGUAGAUCUUGCUGAACAACAACGUAUGAAGCCGCUCAAUGAAGUUCAACUCUGGCUUUCAAGUGUGCAGACUGCGGAAGCAGAAGCUGAGGUGUUGAUCAAAGAUUGUCCUCAACAAAUUCAGCAAUUAUGUUUUGCUGGCUGCUUCUCCAAGAAUUGUAAGUCUAGCUACAACUUUCCUGAACAAGUGAGUAGCCAACUUGCAGAAAUAGUUUAUCUAAAGAAUGCCGGAGUAAAGAAUGCAGGAGUUUUUGAAAGUGUAGCUGAGAAUGAACUUGCAGUCCAAGUGGAUGUAAGACCUGCUGGAUCCACGGUGGGUUUGGAACGAACAUUUGAUGAAGUCUGGCGCUUACUUGAACAAAACAAUGUGGGUAGUAUUGGUUUACAUGGCUUGGGAGGAGUUGGUAAAACAACACUCCUGACCCAAAUUAACAAUAAGUUAAGCAAUGAGCUAAUCGGUUAUGAUGUUGUAAUUUGGGUGGUGGUGUCUAAGGAUCACAACAUCGAAACAGUUCAAGAAAAAAUUGGUGAAAAGGUUGGCCUUUCACGUGGUGGGACAUGGAAGAAUAAAAGUUUUGAUGAGAAAGCUGUAGAAAUUUGGAGAGUUUUGAGCGGAAAAAAGUUUGUUCUGCUGUUGGAUGAUGUUUGGGAGCGGGUGGAUUUGAUCAAAGUUGGAAUACCUGAAUCGGAUCAGAAAAAUGGUUCUAAAUUAAUUUUUACAACUCGCUCCUUAGAUAUAUGUGGACAAAUGGGUGCUCAUAAGGUUAUCCAAGUAGAGUGUUUAAGCAAAGAUGAAGCUUGGAAAUUGUUUGAAGAGAAGGUUGGGGAAGAAACCAUUGACAGCCAUCCAGAUAUUCGAGAGUUGGCUAAACAAGUUGCUGAUGAGUGUGAAGGACUACCUCUUGCACUGAUUACAAUUGGUCGUGCCAUGGCUUACAGUACGAUGCCUAAACAUUGGGAAUAUGCAAUUAAGGUAUUGAAAGAGUUUCCGCAUAAAUUAGUAAGCAUGGAUGAAGAGGUGUAUUCUCGUUUAAAAUUUAGUUAUGAUAGCUUACCUAAGGAUACGAUGAGAUCUUAUCUUUUAUACUGUAGUUUGUAUCCCGAAGAUUUUGAAAUUCCUAUUGAUGAGCUGAAAGAUUAUUGAUUUUGCGAGGGAUUUUUGGAUGAAUUUGACAACAUAAUUGAUGCUCGAAUGCAAGGGGAGGACAUUAUUAAUUCUCUUGUUAAUGCUUGUUUAUUAGAAAGAUGUAAAGGUUUAGCAAAAUGUGUCAAGAUGCAUGAUGUGAUCCGUGACAUGACUUUAUGGAUAGCAUGUGAAUGUGAAGCACCCGAGAAUAGAUUUUUUGUAAAAACAGGGAUAAGAUCAAUUAAGGCACUUGAUGUUGAAAAUUGGAAAGGUGUAAGAAUGUCAUUGAUGUACAGUCAAAUUAAAAAGUUACGAGGAACACCUACAUGCCCUAAUCUUCAAACUUUAUUUCUCAAUGGUAAUAGAUUGGAGGUAAUUAGUGAUGGUUUCUUCCAAUUUAUGCGCAACCUGAGAGUUCUAAACUUGUCAUCGAACCAAUAUCUCUAUGAGUUGCCACAGGGAAUUUCAGAACUGGUUUCACUAGAGUGCCUUGAUCUACGAUGGACAUGCAUAAUUGAGUUGCCAAUUCAGCUGAAUAAGUUGUCAAAACUGAAAUAUUUGGACUUGAUGAGGACCUACCGUCUCAUUAAAAUCCCACGAGAAUUGAUAUGUAAAUUUUCAAAGUUGCAAAUAUUCAAAAUUUUUUCAGACAGUAUUUGCAGGACUGAUAUAAACAGUUUAAUAGAGGAAUUGAAAUGCUUACAACAUUUGAACGUGCUGUGGAUAGAAAUACGCACUGAUUUUGCUCUUGAAAGCCUUUUGAGUUGCCACCACUUAAGAGGAUGCACUGAGGGACUAUGCCUUGGAGGUUGGACGGGGACAAAGGUAUUGAGUGUUUUGUUUUUAGAAAAUAUGGAGCGUUUAGAGAACCUAGAAAUUACGGAGUGUGGUAGCAUAGAAGAGAUGGUAACAAGGAAUAUAGAGAAGGAAUUAAGGGAAAGAAGAAUGAUACAAACCUCCUCGCUCUCUCCCACUAAUAGUAAUACUAUCACUCCUCGCUUUCAUGCACUGAGCAAGAUUUCAAUAUUCAAUUGUCCCAAGUUGAGGAACCUGACAUGGCUUAUUUUUGCCCCAAAUCUAACGCAGCUUAAGGUAGGUUUGUGCCUAAGAAUGGAAGAAAUAAUAAGUGAAGUGAGUGAAGUUGCAAAUGUGGUUGGAAUUUCGAAUCCAAGCCCAUUUGCUAAGCUAGAAUGGCUUCAUUUACAAAUUCUAUUUGAUUUGAAGAGCAUAUACUGGGAUACCCUACCCUUCCCAUGCUUGACAGAUAUCAUAGUAUUGAAUUGCCCAGAACUGAAGAAGCUUCCACUCAAUUGUGACAGUGCAAAGGGAAAUCAAAUCAGCAUUGUCGGAAGUGAAGAUUGGUGGAAAGAGGUUCAAUGGAAGGAUGAAGUCACUCGAUCUACUUUUUUGCCUUCUUUCAAACUUCCAUCACGAGGGAAAGAGCUAGACUGGAAGGAUGAAGCCAAUCUAAAUGCUUUCAACAUCCUAUUCUAAAGACCGCAGAGGAAAGAGACUGAUGCGUCGACAAGUCAAUCAGUUUGAUGAUAGCUACAUGAAUUUUGAAAUCAACAUUGAAAGAAAGGAGGGAUAUGCUGGAAAGGGCUAGAAUGGGAGGAUUUAUGUCUAAUAAAUUUCCAGAGUUAUGAUCUUGAGAAGCAGAAAACAAUGAAGAAGCCAAGUGCAAUAGAUCACAAAGUAUUGUUUCAUUUUUCUAUUCUCUUGACAAUUUUAGUUUGCCUUGGACCUUUGAGAUUGUAAUAUGUAUGCUCUAUUUUGUGUGGU